AUGGGAGCUCAGCCGUUGAAACGGCACGACCAGUUCCUCGCUUUCUUCUUCUCCGUUAAAGUGGAGACUCUUUUGCCGGGCUUUCCAGACGGUUUGGCAAUCGGAGUAACAGCGUCGACUCCGGAUGAGAUCAAGACUGACAUCGCUGCGGUAGGUGGAGAUGAUGGGCGUCCCUCUAUCUACGUUAAUCAGGGCAAGCCUUUGGCCAAGAGUGCCGAGGACGUUCUGGACACUUUCAUAGUGGGCCUGAGGGGGAGAAUGUACUCCCCUUUCUGGGAGCACAAAUCUAGGCAUUGUGAAUGGAGUGGAACCCUCGAGAAUGGCUUGCAGGGCGGCAGUGUGGUGAGGUCUCUGGUCUAUUCUUAG
Messenger RNA from Perkinsus marinus ATCC 50983, 366 nucleotides. RefSeq lists its product as hypothetical. NCBI's taxonomy places the organism in Eukaryota, Perkinsozoa, Perkinsida, Perkinsidae. The record is from RefSeq and is a predicted model, not a curated record. Bases 1 to 366 code for a protein of 121 amino acids. The transcript has a single exon.